ACGGCGGGGCGGAAGUGGCGGCUCCGACCAUGGACAGCAGUGAUGACAUUGAAGAUGUGUCUCUCUUUGACGCAGAUGAUGAUGCAUCCAGGAGAUCCAAAAAGUCAAAAAUAAGGCACCCAGUGGCAUCAUUUUUCCACCUGUUCUUCCGAGUCAGUGCCAUCGUUGUUUACGUGCUCUGUGAGCUCCUAACCAGCAGCUUCAUUGCCUGCAUGGUGACCAUCAUCCUCCUCCUGUCCUGUGACUUCUGGGCUGUGAAGAACGUCACAGGGCGGCUCAUGGUUGGCCUUCGCUGGUGGAACCAGGUGGAUGAUGAUGGCAGGAGCCACUGGGUGUUUGAGGCCAGGAAGGUGCCAGCACAAGGGGGUAAGACCUCAUCUGAAGCAGAGUCCCGAAUUUUCUGGCUAGGCCUGAUCACCUGCCCCAUGAUCUGGGUGAUCUUUGCCUUCAGUGCUCUGUUCUCCUUCAAAGUGAAGUGGUUGGCAGUGGUGGUGAUGGGGGUGGUGCUGCAGGGAGCCAACCUCUACGGCUACAUCAGAUGUAAAGUUGGCAGCAGGAAGAACCUGACCAGCAUGGCCACCAGCUACCUGGGCAAGCAGUUCCUGCGGCAGACCAUGGCUACAGAGGACCAGGCAGCAUCCUGAGUGUGGUGGGAGCCUCCAGCCAGGCUGCAUUCCCAGCAGUGACCAGCAGAGAACUUGCUCUGACCAAUUCGGGAGCUGCACACAAGGUGUGAAUCAAAAGAAGUAAAUAAAUUGUGCAAGACUUGAGGUUAACACUCCUGGCAACUUAUAUUCCCUUUUCCACUAGCAGUUUGUGUUUAGGUCUUCUCUUUAGUUUGAUUAACAAGAAUUAAUUUGCUUAAACUUUAAAUCAAAAGAUAACCUGAGUGGGUUUCAUAGAGGUUUAGAGCUACUAGAUGAGUUAAAAAAAAUUUGCUGGAGAUUCUUCAGAAAAGCCAUGUACAAGCCAAGCCUUGGGAGCUCUCCUGCUCCUUCAGCACUUGGUGCCUGGGUGCUUUCAGCUGUGGGCUCUCAGCUUUGGCUCUUGGAGGUUGUUGGUACAGUUUAAGUUGUGAAUUUUUGGCCCUGCAUCCCUGACGGUGUGACUGGAAUGGCUCUGAGGGCUGCAGUGAGGGGCAUCUGAAGGAAAUUGAGCUGCUGGAAGAUCCCUGAGGUCCCAUGGCAGCUGCAGAAGGUGACCUGUGACCAGGUUUCUGAAGCCUUCAUAGACCUGGAGAACAUUCCAAAUCCCUGGAUCUGGGGUAUCCCUGCAGGGCUGGGCCUGUCUGGAGAGUGGAAGAGCAGAAGAAUUUCCAGGGAAGACUGCAGGGCUGUGAGAGCAGCCUUGUGUGCCUGGCCUGUCACCCUGAGGCCAUGGCCUGUCCUGGAGGGGACCCUGGGGCCAUGGGGCUGCUCCUGAGGCCAGCAGGGUGUGGGGAUGGGGGUUCCUGGCACAGGGUGGC
Molecule: messenger RNA, 1465 nt
Organism: Melozone crissalis (California towhee)
Lineage: Eukaryota; Metazoa; Chordata; Aves; Passeriformes; Passerellidae
Gene: TVP23C
Product: trans-golgi network vesicle protein 23 homolog C
Exons: 7
Coding region: 30-644 (204 amino acids)
Biological process (GO): vesicle-mediated transport; protein secretion
Cellular component (GO): Golgi membrane
Source: RefSeq, a predicted model, not a curated record